Messenger RNA from Nerophis lumbriciformis (worm pipefish), 2250 nucleotides. NCBI's taxonomy places the organism in Eukaryota, Metazoa, Chordata, Actinopteri, Syngnathiformes, Syngnathidae. The record is from RefSeq and is a predicted model, not a curated record.
AUGACGGCGCAGGUAGACUACCUGGUGGUGCUGUGCGCCGCCACAUCUGGCGCCAGCGGGGAGCUGCUGGGCUCCGACGAGAAGGAGCUAGCGAGGCUCGUCUGGCAGCAGGUGGAUAUCAACAGCAAAAAGUUGGGCAAGGUAAACGAGCUUGUGAUCAAGCCUGAAGAGUGCGACCUGACGGAUGAUAAAAAAGAGGACGACGUAGUGGAGGAGCUUGUGGAAGAAGAAAAUGCAUCCGGAGCAGAUUGUGUCUUUACAGCAAAAAGCCUGGAGGCUGCAUUAAAUAUGUUCCAUCUCCAGCUGACGAACGAAGUGAACAGCGCAGGUGCGGGCACGUCUGUGUGUUUAUGUACCGACGGGCAGCUCCCCAUCCGUCAAGUGAUUCACCCUGAGGCUGCCAGCAAGAACAUCCUGGUCCCUGACUGUUUCUACUCCUUCUUUGACCUGCGUAAAGAGUUCAGAACGCACUUCGACUCUGACCUCAGUACUUUAGAUCUACACACCAUGGUGGAGUCUUUAAGCAUACCUGUAGAACAGCCUGCUAUGUGCGACUCCAUGGGUUUACCGGAUCCAUCAGCCAUGCUGCCCCCAGAAGUAGCAGUGCAGCAGGUCCAGAUGAUGGCCAAAAUAGUACUCAGUCUGCUUUCUGAGCCAUUAUGUCACACAUUCUCAAACCCGGAAAGAGUUAAUGAGAAAUUUGAGUCGGGUACUUGCAGUAAAAUGGAGAAAGUGUGUGACAGCACAGUGAUCAGAGCCAGAGGAUUGCCGUGGCAGUCCUCAGAUCAGGACAUCGCCAAGUUUUUCAGUGGACUAAAUAUUGCCAAAGGAGGGGCUGCCCUAUGCCUUAAUGCUCAGGGGAGGAGGAAUGGUGAGGCCCUUGUUCGUUUUGUCAGUGAAGAACAUCGAGACUUGGCUCUGCAAAGACAUAAACAUCAUAUGGGCAACAGAUACAUCGAGGUUUACAAGGCAACUGGGGAAGAUUUUCUGAAAAUAGCAGGAGGUACAUCCAAUGAAGUAGCCACAUUCCUAUCCCGUGAGGACCAGAUCAUUGUUAGAAUGCGGGGUCUUCCUUUCACGGCCACGCACGAGCAAGUCCUUGCCUUUUUCUCACCGGAGGACGGACUCAAAGAUACGUGUCCGGUCAGCGGGGGAAAGGAUGGCAUCUUGUUUGUCCGCUACCCUGACGGUCGACCCACCGGCGACGCCUUUGUUUUAUUCGCCUGCGAUGAACAUGCCCAGUGUGCACUCAGGAAACACAAGGAGAUCCUCGGAAGGAGGUAUAUCGAGUUAUUCAAGAGCACGGCAGCAGAAGUCCAGCAGGUGUUAAACCGGUACUCGUCUGCCCCCCUGAUCUCUGUGGCCCCCGCCCCUUUGCUAUCAGUUUUGCCCACAGUGUCUCUCCUUCCCCCUCCCAUCAUCGUGAGAGACUGCUUAAGACUGCGAGGCUUGCCCUACUCUGCGAGCAUUGAGGACAUCCUCACCUUCCUGGGUGACUUCACCCACGACGUCCGACCGCAUGGCGUGCAUAUGGUCCUCAAUCAGCAGGGUCGUCCAUCAGGCGACUGCUUUAUCCAGAUGACAUCAGCAGAGCGAGCACUUUCGGCCUCCCAGCAACUCCACAAGCAUGUGAUGUCCUGUCAGCACGGGCCCAACAGCCGCUACGUGGAGGUGUUCCCCUGCAGCGCCGAGGAGAUGGGCCUAGUGCUAAUGGGAGGCUCGCUCUCACACAUGCACACACACACACACAGCCGGAACAGGAGUGGGACAGGGCUCAGCCCGCCGCCAUGUAAGUCCAGACGUUUAUCUCCCCCGUCAUACGCCUUCACGCCCACCCCACCCGUUCUGCCUGCUGAGGCUGCCGCCGCCCUCUACCCUCCGCUCGGUCAGGUCUUGCUAGCUCCUCGCCCUUUGCACCCUGGGCAUGCAUAUUACCCGUCCUCUGCGCAGCUCUAUAUGAAUUACACAGCCUACUAUCCGAGCCCACCUGGCUCUCCCACUACUAUGGGUUUCUUCCCCUCACCCUCUACUCACUCCUCCCCCGGGGGCUUGAUGCGCAUGCCUGGUCUCACCUACAACAGCAAAGACAUCAUUAACGCGGUACAGGGCUAUCAGACUGCAAUGGAGCCGGUCUCCGUCCUGAGCAGCAGCCUGAUCGGCCAAGCGGGUGCAGGCGAGCCGCCCAUGGUGUCCCUCCCUGGCAUGAUGACCAAGCCGUCCGGACACUAUCUGGACCUGAGCCUCCUCUGA